AUGUCGGUGUUUUUCAAUGAGAUAGGGCCGGAUAACCCGGUUAAGAAAGGGGAUGCCGAGGCUCUUUUGGAAAAACACCUUGGUGUCGAACUUGAUCCAAAAGAGUCUGUUGAUUACUAUGAACUCCUCGCCGCGGUCCAUGACUGCGCAGAGCAUCUUCUAAGUCUGCCAGACUAUCAGCCGGUAUCUGACCAACAGCGGUACCCCCGUGAAAACGUCCACCGGCCAGCGGAGGACAGUAAGGUAUUUGGUGCAGCCUGGGCCCACAAAGUCUUGAUACGCGGUGCCCAGGACACUGGGAAUGGUGCGGCGCGGCACUUGGCAGGCAAAAGUGUUUGUAUCAAAGACUGCAUCGCUGUUGCAGGGGUGCCUCAGUUCUACGGCAGCGAUGCCUUUGAUCCAUGGACCCCUGUAACCGACGCGACAGUUGUCACCAGGGUACUCGAUGCCGGUGCAGAUAUCCUCGGGACUGCAACUUGCGAGCACUUUUGCAAUUCGACAGCGUCUUUUACGAGCGCCCAAGGGACUGUGGAAAACCCUCAUGCCACUGGAUACUCGGCAGGCGGUAGCACAUCGGGCGGGGCUGCCCUGGUGGCAGGAAAAAUCACUGAUAUCGCCAUUGGCACUGAUCAAGGCGGGAGCAUCAGGGUGCCGUCAGCCCUCUGCGGAUGUGUUGGUAUGAAGCCAACUUAUGGGCUUGUUCCAUUCACUGGGAUCACUAGCGGUGACGCUAUUGAUGAUCAUGCUGGUCCCCUGGCGCGCUCCGUCUUGGACGUGGCCAAGUGCCUAGAUGCCCUAGCAGGCUAUGACGGCAUUGACGACCGGUCAGUCGGCGCGGGGAAACACAACUCCUUUGGCUUUGCUGAAGCGUUAGUGUCAAACUCGGAGACGGCAAAACCUCUAUCCGGAAUCAAGGUUGGAAUACUGGCCGAGGGAUUUAACCAAGAUAUAAUACAUCAAGAUGUCAGAGCCGUGGUCCGCGCUGCUAUCGAAAAAUUUGAAGAACUUGGAGCAACAGUCGAGGAGGUUUCCGUGCCGGAGCACCUGGACGGGCCUGCUGUCCCACGGACGCCGCGGUCUUUAUCUCACCGAGUUCGAGGAGGCUCGGCUCCCGUGGACCACGGCAUCUUUCCAGCGACUCUUCCCCUCUACAAAAACACCGUCAUCAACGGUCUCUACCUGGCCGACAAGUUCCCAGGGCUGUACGGCCGCACCGUCAACAUUGGGCGGCGGAUACGCGAUGCGUACGAGAAGGUGUUUACCGGCGUGGACGUGCUUGUCCUCCCCACAACCCCCUUUGUGGCGCGUAGACACGGCAUGCGGGACUCCCCGAGAGCCUCGUUUGAGCCUACAAUAGGGAUGACGACAAAUACUGCUGUCUUCAACGUCACUGGACACCCUGCGAUGUCGAUUCCAGUGGGAUGGGCACCAGCCACAGACGACGCCACUCUCUCACUGCCGGUCGGGAUGCAGAUCGUCGGUGCCCUAGGCCAAGACAAGAAGGUGCUCCAGGUCGGACAUGCCUGGGAAUCCUCCUUUGACUGGGUGGAGAAGAGAUGA
Molecule: messenger RNA, 1560 nt
Organism: Parascedosporium putredinis
Lineage: Eukaryota; Fungi; Ascomycota; Sordariomycetes; Microascales; Microascaceae
Source: the annotation of a GenBank genome assembly